Monascus purpureus is the source of this 1422-nucleotide messenger RNA. The record is from the annotation of a GenBank genome assembly. Lineage: Eukaryota; Fungi; Ascomycota; Eurotiomycetes; Eurotiales; Aspergillaceae.
AUGAUCUCCUGGCGCGUUUAUUCCACUCGCUGGAUCUUCAUCUGCAUCGUCUCGCCUAUCCUGGGCCUGUUGUUGAUUUAUCAUCUACUGGAGAAUGAGACUCGCACACAUUUCCCGUUUGCCUUACCGGUACCAGGCAGCGCGACAUCCCCACAUACGCAGCUCGGUGCUGCAGAUACGACUUCCUGCCACUACCAUCCUGAAUUGGAACAUGUCCUGGUCAUCCUCAAAACCGGCGUUACGGAGGCUCUCGACAAAAUUCCCAUGCAUAUUGGAACCACUCUCAGAUGCAUCCCACACUAUGCCGUUUUCUCCGAUUACGAGGAAGAUAUCCCGGCCGCCGGCAGUAGUGGUCUGACCCAUCAAGUAGUCCGCUCGAUCGACGUACUGCGAAACGUCAGUGAAGAAGUCAAACAGUCCAACCUGGACUUCGACCUAUACAAUCGUGUACACGAGCGCGGACGAGCCGGAUUACAAGCGACGGAUACUGCCAAUGACAAGAACAAUGUCAACUCCGCUUUCGGCAAGCCAGACAAUCCAGGCUGGAAACUCGAUAAGUGGAAAUUCCUCCCGAUGAUCGAUGAGGCGCUACGCAUUCGUCCCGAAGCGAAGUGGUAUGUGUUCAUGGAGGCAGAUACCUACAUCAUCUGGCAGAAUUUGGGGCAAUGGCUGGGGCGACUGGAUGCUUCCAAACCUUUCUACUUAGGUAGUCAGAUGCAGAUCGGUAAUGUGAUUUUCGCGUACGGAGGCUCUGGCAUUGUUCUCUCCAAUCCCGCCAUGAAGAAGGUAUCUCAGCAUCGGGCUCAACGGAUGGAAGAAUUGGAGGAUUACACUCGUGGGCACUGGGCCGGCGACUGCGUUCUAGGGAAGGCGCUGGCGGACGCAGACGUUCCCUUGACCUGGGCAUGGCCGAUGAUGCAGACAUCGCGAGUGUGGGAGAUAGAUCCAUUCACCGAUGGCUAUGGACGGAGACCAUGGUGCCAUCCCGUCGUGUCGUUCCACCAUAUGAAUGCGGAUGAUAUAAAGACUAUGUGGAGAUUUGAACAAGAUUGGUUCCAGCAGAACAAAUUCACCCCCAUCCUCCACGAAAACAUCUUCCAGAACCUCACCAACAACUUCCUCUCCCUAGUCUCCUCCUCGUCCGCACUCCCAUAUGCAAAGAAAGAAGACUGGGAUAACUUCUCGCAGAACUCCCGCCUCAUGUCCACUUCACCCACACCCACCUUUACAGACUGCGCACAGAAAUGCGCGGAGAAUAAAGACUGCCUCCAGUUCUCGUACGAAGGUGGGAACUGUUCCAUCGCUAAUUCCGUGCUAAGGGGCGUUGACCGCUCCGGAAUCGAGUCGGGAUGGAUGAUGGACAGGAUUCAGCCCCUGGUCGAAAGCAUGGGACAUUGUAAAGAGGAUAAGUACAUGCCUUAG